Messenger RNA from Penicillium oxalicum, 693 nucleotides. RefSeq names its product GNAT family N-acetyltransferase. Bases 1 to 693 code for a protein of 230 amino acids. NCBI's taxonomy places the organism in Eukaryota, Fungi, Ascomycota, Eurotiomycetes, Eurotiales, Aspergillaceae. The record is from RefSeq and is a predicted model, not a curated record. Gene Ontology annotation, molecular function: protein-N-terminal-alanine acetyltransferase activity; protein N-terminal-serine acetyltransferase activity. The transcript has a single exon.
AUGAAGCCGCCCGUUGGACCGCCUGUGGAGGUGAGGCAAGCUCAGCCGCCACCGUCUACAAAGAUCACAGGUCGUUUAGUCGAUUUGGAACCGUUGACGACUGGACAUAUCGACGAUCUGUAUCCGAUUAUUGGAACCUCCGAUCAAGCUGCCCUAUGGACAUACAUUCCAAAGGGGCCAUUUCCAGACAAACCCGCCUUUACCGAAUUCAUGACUAUGAACGUGCAGUCGAAAGACCCCUUCUUCUAUGCGGUCCUCGAUCGUAACACUCAAAAGCCCAUUGGCUUCUUCAGUCUCCUUCGCAUCGAUCGAACCAAUCGCGUGAUCGAGAUAGGCUUCAUCGUGUUCUCGCUGCUGCUGCAGCGAACGACUGCAGCAACGGAAGCCGUGUAUCUCCUUGCUCGGACUGUCUUCGAGGAGCUCGGCUAUCGCAGGUUCGAAUGGAAGUGCGAUAAUCUCAAUCAACCGUCUAAGAGGGCGGCGGCUCGGUUUGGGUUCAUGGCAGAAGGAGUCUUUCGCCAGCAUUUGAUUGUGAAGGGGCGGAAUCGAGAUACAGCUUGGUUCUCUAUUCUAGAUUCCGAAUGGCCUGGCGUGAAGCACGCAUUUGAGAGCUGGUUGGACCCAGGCAAUUUCGAUGCACAGGGAAAGCAGGUGCACUCCCUCGUCGAGCUUCGUCGGUCUGCAGAAUUCUAG